AUGGAUAUUUUACAAUUUCCUAUUAACAUGCUGAAUUAUUUCUACGAGAUAUCCGGUGUGGAAGUAGGUCAGCAUUUUUAUUGGCAAAUAGGGGGGUUUCAAGUUCAUGCACAGGUACUUAUAACUUCCUGGAUUGUAAUUGCUGUCUUAUUAGGUUCAGCUACUCUAGCUGUUCAAGAUCCACAAAUCAUUCCGAAUGGAGCACAAAUUUUUUUGGAAUAUGUUCUCGAAUUUGUUCGGGACUUGGCUAGAACUCAGAUUGGCGAAGAAGAAUAUGGUCCCUGGGUUCUUUUUAUAGGGACUAUGUUUCUAUUUAUCUUUGUUUCUAACUGGGCAGGUGCUCUUUUUCCUUGGGGAAUUAUUAAAUUACCUCAUGGGGAAUUAGCCGCACCUACAAAUGAUAUUAAUACCACAGUAGCUCUAGCUUUGCUCACAUCAGUAGCUUAUUUUUAUGCAGGUUUUACAAAGAGGGGUUUAGGCUAUUUUGGUAAAUAUAUUCAACCAACCCCAAUACUUUUACCAAUUAACAUAUUAGAAGAUUUUACAAAACCUCUAUCACUUAGUUUUCGACUUUUUGGAAAUAUAUUAGCUGACGAAUUAGUAGUUGCCGUUCUUGUUUCCUUAGUACCUAUAGUGGUACCUAUACCUGUAAUGUUCCUAGGAUUAUUUACAAGUGGUAUUCAAGCUCUAAUCUUUGCAACUCUAGCCGCAGCUUAUAUAGGCGAAUCCAUGGAGGGUCAUCAUUAAUUCAAUUAAUUGGACUCAGUCUUUUCUAACUUUUCAUUUCGAUUCUCCCUUGUAUAAUCAUAAAUGAAAAUACUUCAUCUCUAAGAUCUUAGUAGAAAAAUUAAGGAUCGCUAAUCCCGUCGAUAAAAUUCAUAGAUAGAAUAGAUCCUAUUUGUAGAUUCAUAUCUACAUAGUAAAAUGAAUAGGUUUACUAAUGGGAAUUAGUUUAGUAAACUGUGUACCCCGGUGUGGAACAAUGCAUUUUUCGAUUUCGAAGG
Molecule: messenger RNA, 1004 nt
Organism: Cryptomeria japonica (Japanese cedar)
Lineage: Eukaryota; Viridiplantae; Streptophyta; Pinopsida; Cupressales; Cupressaceae
Product: ATP synthase subunit a, chloroplastic-like
Exons: 1
Coding region: 1-747 (248 amino acids)
Biological process (GO): proton motive force-driven ATP synthesis
Molecular function (GO): proton transmembrane transporter activity
Source: RefSeq, a predicted model, not a curated record